Molecule: messenger RNA, 683 nt
Organism: Gymnogyps californianus (California condor)
Lineage: Eukaryota; Metazoa; Chordata; Aves; Accipitriformes; Cathartidae
Gene: RIPPLY2
Product: ripply transcriptional repressor 2
Biological process (GO): embryonic pattern specification; negative regulation of transcription by RNA polymerase II
Cellular component (GO): nucleus
Source: RefSeq, a predicted model, not a curated record
AUGAGCCGGGGGAGGUGGCUCCGCGGCGCGCAGCGGCCGCCGCCGGCUAUAAAAGCCUCCGGGCCCGGGGCAGGCAGGGCCAGGCGAGCGGCCGCGGACCGGCGGAGGAUGGAGGGCGGAGGGAUGGGGUGCGCCUGCCCCGGCUCGCCGGCGCUGCCCCCGCAGGGGUACUCGACCCUCUCCUCCUCCUCCUGCCGGUGCGGGGCGCGGCCCGGCCCAGCCCUAACGGUCCUGCCCUUGCCCCGCAGGUCCGCGCCUUUCUGGAGGCCGUGGGUGCCCACGCCGGGCGAGGCGGGCCGGCGGAGCGGCACCGGCCCCGCCGCGCCUCACAGCCCCUGCGGGCUGGCGGAAGCCUCCCGAAAGCUGGCGCAGUACACGCACCCCGUCAGACUAUUUUGGCCCAAAUCAAGGUGCUAUGAUUACUUAUAUCAGGAAGCUGAAGCACUUCUGAAAAACUUCCCAGUUCAAGCUACAAUUUCCUUUUAUGAAGACUCGGAUAGUGAAGAUGAAGAUGAACUGGAACAAGAUUCAAGAACAGAAUCAGAUUGCUGAUUGCAGGAAAGGCCAGCGCAACUUCUGAGACUUAAUUUAAACUUAAUAUAAACAUGUAUUAUAGUAUUUUUAAAGAUAAUUUAUUUGUAUGUAAGUUAUUCUUAAUAAAACUGAAAUGUCUUGUAAUUUUA